This is a messenger RNA of Micropterus dolomieu (smallmouth bass), 4777 nucleotides long. Its product is annotated as vang-like protein 1. Gene Ontology annotation, biological process: multicellular organism development. The coding region runs from base 341 to 1852 and encodes 503 amino acids. Lineage: Eukaryota; Metazoa; Chordata; Actinopteri; Centrarchiformes; Centrarchidae. The transcript is spliced from 10 exons. Gene Ontology annotation, cellular component: plasma membrane. The record is from RefSeq and is a predicted model, not a curated record.
GUGAAAUUCCUGACUGCCAGGGUGAUUCCUACGGUUACCAAGGGCUGCUUCCUACUGUAGCCUACUGUGAGCUCUGGGGCAAGCUGUUUUACAACCUCUGGAUAAAUUAUCAACUACGGGAAUGAUAUCUCCACCGAUAAAGGGUUGAUGUUUCCUCACCGGGCGCCCCCAGGGUCGCUUUCAAGACUGAUUGUCGACAGCUCGCCACCUCUGUCAGCCUCUUGAGCGAGCCAAUUGAUCGCCUCUAGCUCAGCAACACCCCCACUGCGUCUGCCAGCGGUCCAGCCGAGCAGCCUCUGUGUUGCCCCAAGCCCGGCUGCCUGGGUAGGACUGCAUCACCAUGGACACAGAGUCCACGUACUCGGGCUAUUCCUACUACUCCGGACGCUCCCGGGGAUCCCACAGGCAUGGGGAGCGAAGCCGGGACCGCCACAAGUCCCGCAGUAAAGACAGCCGCUCAGAAAAGUCAGUAACAAUUAACACGCCGCCUGCUGAACCUCUGCUGGGUGACUCGGCUGUUCGCGGUGAGCAGGUCCAGGAUGACAACUGGGGCGAGACCACCACGGCCGUCACAGGCACAUCAGAGCACAGCCUCUCUCAGGAGGACAUCGUUCGCAUCACCAAGGACCUGGAGGACAGCGUGGGGCUCGACUGCCGUCGUUACUUUACCCUGACCCUGGCCGUGAUCAUGGGUCUGCUGGUGUUCCUGACGCCGCUGGCCUUCCUGGUGCUCCCCCACCUCCUCUGGCCGGAGAAGCUGCAGAGUUGCGGCACGGCCUGCGAGGGCCUCUUCAUCUCCGUGGCCUUCAAGCUGCUCAUACUGCUGCUGGCCGUGUGGGCGCUCUUCUUCAGGCCGCCACGGGCCGGCCUACCGCGGGUCUUCGUAUUCCGGGCGCUGCUCGCCGUUCUGGUGCUGCUUUUUGUCGUUUCCUAUUGGCUGUUCUACGGAGUCAGAAUACUCGACUCACAGGACGAGAACUACCAGGGCAUCGUGCAGUACGCCGUGUCGCUGGUGGACGCUCUGCUCUUCAUCCACUACCUGGCCAUUGUCCUGCUGGAGCUCCGGCAGCUCCAGCCGUGCUUUUCUGUGUGCGUCACACGCUCCACGGAUGGUGAGAGUAGGCACUACAACUUGGGACACCUAAGGGUAAUGAAGGAACAUGCUAGAGAAGUCUUUCGGGCUAAACUGAAAGCCUACCUUUUGGAUAGUCCGGGAAACAAUGCAGCAGCCGGACUUGCCCACUCCCAGUCCAGAGCCAUGAUUGCAGCAGCUGCCCGCCGCAGAGACACCAGCCACAACGAGCUGUACUACGAGGAUGCUGAGCACGAGAGGCGUGUUCGCAAACGCAGAGCAAGACUGGUGGUGGCAGUCGAGGAGGCGUUCACACACAUCAAGCGCAUGCAGGAAGAGGAGCAGAAGAAGGCGCCAGGGGACGUGAUGGAUCCACGAGAGGCAGCACAAGCCAUCUUCCCAUCCAUGGCUCGUGCCCUGCAGAAGUACCUGAGGACCACUAAGCAGCAGCACUGCCACAGCAUGGAGAGCAUCCAGCAGCACCUGGCCUUCUGCAUCACCAACAACAUGACGCCCAAGGCGUUCCUGGAGAGCUACCUGACCCCGGGUCCCACCCUGCAGUACAGCCGGGACCACUGGCUGGCCCGUCAGUGGACGCUGAUCAGCGAAGCGUCGGUCACCAGCGGACUGAAAGACGGCUCAGUCUUUGUGCUCAAGUGUGUGGACUUCAGCCUGGUGGUGACGUCAAAGAAGAUCCCUUACAUCCAGAUGUCGGAGGAAUACAUCGACCCCAAGUCACACAAGUUUGUCCUGCGGCUACAGUCUGAAACCUCCGUGUAGGACUCCACACUUUUGUUGUUUGUUUUUGUUUGUUUUUUUUAUUUCUCACCCUGUUUCGUUGCUCUCAAGUGUUUUCAUUUUGGGCUUGCAGUUUUUGUUUUUACUUUUUUGGAAUUUUUAUAUAUUAUAUAUGAAUCUAUAUAAAUUACACACGUUUGAAUAUAUUGAUCAUUUUCUGUUUAAAUUGGAUGAAAACAAAAGAAAAAAUUGAGGCCAGAUUUUGUUCACGGCAGUUUGACUCAGUCGCCUCGAACGUGUGUGUGUGUGUGCGUGCGUGCGCGCGUGUGUGUGUGUGUGUGUGUGUGUGUGUGUGUGUGUGUGUGCGUGCGUGCGCGUGUGUGUGUGCGCGUGUGUGUGUGUGUGCGCGUGCGAAUGUGUCAUUUUGUGUCAAAACAAUCACUGGUUCCUUUUCUGUUUGAAAUGCUGUAGCCAAACAAGAUGGGACCAUUUAAUGUUUCUGACAUCCCCUGAGAGACUCGAUCACUCCUUUAUUUCCAUGGGACAGGAAGACAGAGAGAUAAACCACUAAGGACUUCCACGGUGUGACUCUGGAUUUUGAUAAUUGAAGCCUGAUGUCAACACAUGACAAAUAGCCUUUAUGUGUUGCUGUCUCGUCUACAACAUUUCAAUGUAUUUUGACGACUUUUGGACGUCAGCAAACAAAGAAAUGGGUUUCUUUCACUCGAAAACCAAAUUAAAUGCAUUUGACGAAAAGAUGAAACUAAACUUCAGUCAGACUUUGCAUUCAGUGCACAUUUAAAAGAAUAUGCCUGAAAAGGAUGGAACGUAUGAUCUCGGCCUGCUCACAAACGAUGUCGGACUGUUUUCUUCUCGCCACAACCUCCACAUCACUUCUUCAGGACCUCCGUAGAGCUCCAGACAAACGCUUUUCUUGACAGUCGAGAUGUCAAACUCCAGUCCGCCUCAUGUCCAGCUUAAGGCGUACAGUAACCUUGUUGAGUGCUAAUUCCAGCAUCCAAAUUGAACUCUUCUGGUGCACGACUCUUCUCCAGGCUCAAUGAAGCAAAAUCUGUAAUAUUUCCACUCCAGUUGGGAACAACACACACACGCUACGUUAAACACCGGGGUGAACUCAGAAUGAACCGGAUCAUAAGGUGGAUACAUGCCCAAAAACAUUUGCCCUGCCUCAUCGGUUCAAUAACCUUCUCAGGGCUUUCAUGUCUGCCUGACAUGAUGGAAAGGGAAGGCAGCGAGGAGGAGAGACACGAGAUAAAAAGUACUACUGAUUACUCAUAACCAGAAUUCCCCCUUUGUUACAUAGCAGAAAAUCUAAAUAAUAUGUAAAUUCUCAAAUAAAAGCCAGUAUUCAAAUAAGCACGGCCAGAAUUAACAAAUAAAGGUCUGUCGCUAGUAAAGAAAAAAAGGAGGGUGGAAUUACCUGCAGCUCCCUUGGUAAAUUUAAUACACUGUUAAUUUCCACAUCAAUAAUUACAUCAGUACAACAAUCUGCUGCUCUGAGUUUCAAUUUUUAGAGAAACAGAAAUAAUGGUUUCAUGCUCUGUUAAGCUACCGUCAACAAAAACACUUCCUCAUGUUUUUCAUAUUAAAAGUCUACCUCUAAAAAGAAAGCUGCAAGACUUUUAUUUUGGCAUUUUUGCCUUUUAAUCAACAGUGUAGAGGACAGGAAACACAGGGAGGAAGGUUAAAUAUGAUACACAACAAAGGUCCUGUUCUGGAAAAUUCUGGAGGAAGUUUUGAGAUUUAUUAAUGGCUGCUUAACUUCGUUUAGGGGGAAAGCCAAAGUAGCACACCUGAAGAGAGUCUUGCUGUACAGAUAGAUUUAGUGCUUUGGAAAAAAACAUCAAUCUGAAUUUAUCAAGACAACAGAGCAAAUGGUUUUCUCUGCCACCAACCUAAAUAAAGGCCACUAUUGGAGAAUUCACAAUAUUAAAGUAUGAUUUAAUCUUUCAGGGCUCAGUGGGUUUUCUUGUAUCACCAGAAUACGUAAUAGUUGUAUCAAGUCAAUAGUGAGAGCUGCAGCAGGGUGGAACCUCCUUCCCAACUGGACCGUCUGGUUUUCUUUUACUACCUUGUCUCACCUCUGUUGUCUGACAAACAUGCUCACAGUGAAUCCCUUGAGGUCUGCCACUUCAAUGGAAGACGCAGAAGGGAUUUUUCUCAUUCUUUCUCUCAGCCAAUGUAUCAGUUUAUCUUGUAAAGUCAAAGAAAUACAGUUAAAUUAAGCUAAUGUAACUUUUAGAUUCUGUCAACGCUCAAUUACUACUACUGUCCCUGUCAUAACUGAUCCAGUAAAUUUACCAAAGUUGUAAAAAGAGGAUCACACUUAUACUCCGUAUAACUCGCUCAAGAAGAAAAAUAUGCUGUACUAAAAAUGGCUAUGAGCAGGGUUGUCCUCUACUGCCCCCUGGCUGGUAAACCUAAUAUUUUCAGUUUGUCUGCCUGAGGGCAGCAGCAACAUGUUUCCAUAUGAAUAAAGAUACUGGUUAUUUUAGCAAAAACAGUAUUUCACUGUAAACCUUUCACUAUUAAACUACCUGGAAAGCACUCAUAAAAACAUGUUUGCUGUUUCCUGCGUAAUGCAUUAACGGCAAAUAUCUUUUUUUAAACGCCUGGUCACAUUUUGUACCAAUUGACAAAUGAACUUUGUAUGAUCCCAAUGUGACUGUGCCUCCUGUUUUUACACUGUAUCUAUUUAUGUAAACAAGCAUGUGUGUAUGUAAGUAUGUAUGUAUGCCAUUCCAGUUCACAUGACCAGCCUUUGCCCCUGUCCUCUACAUCACCACCAUCCGUCACGCUGCUGCCAGAUUACAUUCUUUCUUUCAUGGUUUGGUUUUUGUUGGACAGCUUUAUGAUGAUGACGUGACAUUGCAACGUAAGACAUGUUUCAGUUUUGCAGCAUUAGCAUUUACAAAAAAAUAAACAUUUUUAUGAACAUUUGUAAAA